AUGGAUCCGACAGACCGUAACAAUUUUAUAGAACUGUUGAAUGGGGCGGAUCAAUUGAAGUGGACAGCAUGUAGCAGUCAUGAUAUAAAACGUUUCUCAAAAAAUGAGAUCGAAAAGAUCACAGACAACUACAAGACUACGGUUGGACAGGGCGCCUUUGGAAAAGUUUACGCAGGGAUCCUCGAGGACAAAAGUAUGGUUGCAGUUAAGAUACUUGACCACAACAUCAGCAAGAUGAGAGAAUGCUUCGCUAAAGAGAUCAUCGUCCACUCCCAAAUCAACCACCGGAACGUAACAAGGCUCAUUGGCUACUGCAUGGAGGGAGAUGCACUAGUGAUGGUCACUGAGUACAUCCCUAAUGGAAACCUCGAAAACAUUCUUCACCAAGAUGUUCGUCCCAUUUCCUUGGACACGCGACUAAGGAUUGCUAUGGAGUGUGCAGGUGCUCUGGCCUAUAUGCAUUCACAGAUGUACACCCGUGUAAUUCACGGUGAUAUCAAGCCUGCCAAUAUACUUUUGAGCCAAAACCUCAGUGCCAAGAUUUCAGAUUUUGGAAUAUCUAGAUUGGUCAAUACGGACAUGAGUCUAUACACUACGUAUGUCAUAGGGAGCAUCGGCUACAUGGACCCUUUGUUUGUUCGCACCGGAUGUCUCACCCCAAAGAGCGAUGUAUACAGCUUCGGAGUUGUUCUCCUAGAAAUGUUCACAAGGAAAAAGGUGAAGGCAGAUCAUGAUGGUGGUUUAAGCCUCGUUGAUGGCUUCAUUCGUGGUCUUUCAAGAGGAUUCAGAAGGGUGAGAGAGAUGUUUGAUGCCGAAAUUUCAGACUCGAGCAGCAGCAAGAUUCUUGAUGGGAUCGCCAAACUGAUAGGCGAGUGCUUAAGCAUGGAAAUCCAGAAGCGGCCUGAGAUGACAAAUGUGGCAGAACGGCUUCAGGCGCUGAGGAAAGCACUUCACCAAGGACAAGAAAGAGUAGGCCUAUUUUUUUGGGGAAGGAAGACCAAGCCAGACUCUGCAGCUGAAAAGACGACCAUUCCGGUGAAGAGAACAUUUCGUGCUGGGCAACGAACCAUGGUGGUGAUGAAGAGGGUGAAACCCGACUUGAGCGAACAAGAUUUUAGGCAUAGCGUAGCGGUGAUCAGUGACCUCCGGAGCGAUCUCGUCAUGCCGCUCCGCUGGUACCACUGCAGCAAGAGUGACAGGCUGCUAGUGUACCAUUACAUGCCCAUGGGAAGCCUUGCAGCGCUGCUUCACGGGAAGAACGGCUCUGCAUCUGCUGGGGGUCAGGUGAACUGGGAGUGGCGAUCAAGCAUCGCACUCACCGUGGCACGCGCUGUGGCGGCCAUCCACUCUGCCGGACCGGCGUCCUGCCACGGCAACAUCAAAUCCUCCAACGUCUUCCUCACUGGUGACCACGAGGUGCGGCUGUCGGAGCACGGCCUCCACACCCUUGUAGGCAUGUACUUUUCUGCUGGUGCUGGUCCGAGUGGGUACAGAGCUCCGGAGGUCACCUUGAUCGACCGCGACACCACCAGGCGGAGCGACGUGUACAGCUUUGGCGUCCUGCUGCUCGAGCUGCUCACAGGGAGAUGUCCGACGAACAUGUUGGUGUUGCAUAAGGGUCAUCGUGUGGAUUUGCCACGAUGGGUGCGCUUGUCAGUUCUCAGCGAGGACUCGACGACCAAGGUGCUCGACGCGGAUAUCAUUGUUGAUCAGCAACAGGAGAACCAAAUGCAGCAACUCAUGCGUCUCGCGAUGGUUUGCUGUGAACAGAUAGCCAUUCGAAGACCGGCGAUGUCUGAGGUGGUGCAGAGGAUGGAGGAGAUCCGGCGGUCUAAUUCUGCAGUCACAGGCAGAGGUACAAUUGGGACAACGUGGAAGGUCGUCAACGGGGAUCUGACAGGUAUAAUGAUACAGGAAGACAUAGCAUUUGAUCAAUACAUAGCAGCAAUCAAAUCCAUCAACAAGGAGCUGGUUCUGAAGCUGAUGCAGGGCGUGGACUUGCCAGAUGUCAUGACCCAAAUUCGUUAA
Messenger RNA from Panicum virgatum (switchgrass), 2028 nucleotides. Its product is annotated as serine/threonine-protein kinase PBL13-like. Gene Ontology annotation, cellular component: plasma membrane. Gene Ontology annotation, molecular function: ATP binding; protein serine/threonine kinase activity. Bases 1 to 2028 code for a protein of 675 amino acids. The record is from RefSeq and is a predicted model, not a curated record. Lineage: Eukaryota; Viridiplantae; Streptophyta; Magnoliopsida; Poales; Poaceae. Gene Ontology annotation, biological process: cell surface receptor signaling pathway; protein phosphorylation. The transcript is spliced from 4 exons.